This is a messenger RNA of Sporothrix brasiliensis 5110, 306 nucleotides long. RefSeq names its product diazepam-binding protein inhibitor (GABA receptor modulator, acyl-CoA-binding protein). Bases 1 to 306 code for a protein of 101 amino acids. NCBI's taxonomy places the organism in Eukaryota, Fungi, Ascomycota, Sordariomycetes, Ophiostomatales, Ophiostomataceae. The transcript has 3 exons. The record is from RefSeq and is a predicted model, not a curated record. Gene Ontology annotation, molecular function: long-chain fatty acyl-CoA binding. Gene Ontology annotation, biological process: fatty acid metabolic process.
AUGUCGGCUGCCGCUUUUGAACAGGCCACUCAGGACAUCCUGAAGCUGACCGUUCCUCUGACGAACACGGAGAAGUUGAACAUUUACGGUCUCUACAAGGUUGCCAAGGGCGAGAACAUCAACGCCACCAAGGCCCCUUCCUUUUAUGAGUUAGAGGCCAAAGCCAAGAGAAACGCGUGGCAAUCCCGCGUCGACGAGGGACUCACCCAGGAGCAAGCUCAACAGGAGUACGCCAAAACCGUCGAGGAACUCAAAGAGUCACACAUCUUCGACCCAAACAAGGUCCCGGAGAAGGUUCGCUCAUAA